AAUGUUAAUAUGGAGAACGAUUUUAAGACUGAGUCAUCAUCAUCUACCUUUGCUCUCCAGAGUUCUUCAGAGACAUUGUUUUCUAUUCAGCUGUUAGAUUUCAAAACAAGUUUACUGGAAGCAUUAGAAGAAUUACGUAUGAGAAGGGAAGCAGAAACUCAAUAUGAAGAGCAGAUUGGUAAAAUUAUUGUGGAGACACAAGAGCUUAAAUGGCAAAAUGAAACUCUUCAGAAUCAAAAGGAAACAUUAGCAAAGCAACACAAAGAAGCGAUGGCAGUUUUUAAAAAGCAGUUGCAAAUGAAGAUGUGUACCUUGGAAGAAGAAAAGGGAAAAUAUCAACUUGCUACAGAAAUAAAAGAAAAAGAAAUAGAAGGAUUGAAGGAAACAUUAAAAGCGCUACAGGUUUCUGAAUAUUCUUUACAGAAGAAAGUGAGUGAAAUGGAACAAAAAGUCCAGUUACAUCUUCUGGCUAAAGAAGAUCAUCAGAAGCAACUGAAUGAAAUUGAGAAAUACUAUGCCACAAUAACAGGUCAAUUUGGAUUGGUAAAGGAAAAUCAUGAAAAGUUAGAACAAAAUGUUUGGGAAGCAGUACAGUUAAACAAAAGUCUUUCAGCCUUAAAUAAAAACCAAGAAUCUGAAAUAUGCAGUUUAAAGAAGGAGCUAAAAAAAGUAACCUCAGACUUGGUAAAGUCCAAGGUCACAUGUGAACAUAAGAUGGGAGAAGAAAACAUCAAUUUAACAAUUAAAGAACAGAAAUUUCAAGAACUUCAAGGAAGAUUCAACAUGGAAUUGGAAUUAAAUAAGAAGAUUAAUGAAGAGAUUACCCAUAUUCAAGAAGAAAAACAGGAUAUCAUCAUUUCUUUCCAACAUAUGCAGCAAUUACUUCAGCAGCAGACCCAAGCUAAUACUGAAAUGGAAGCAGAACUGAAGGUGCUAAAGGAAAAUACUCAGACCCUUGAAAGAGAUAAUGAGCUGCAAAGGGAGAAGGUAAAAGAAAAUGAAGAAAAGUUCCUCAAUCUUCAAAAUGAGCAUGAGAAAGCACUAGGAACUUGGAAAAAGCAUGUUGAAGAACUUAAUGAUGAAAUUAAUAAAAUUAAAAAUGAGUUAUCAUCACUUAAAGAAACUCAUAUUAAGUUAGAAGAACAUUACAACGAAUUAUGCGAUCAGAAAAAGUUUGAGGAAGACAAGAAAUUUCAGAAUCUUCCACAAGUAAAUACUGAAAACAGUGAAAUGUCAAUGGAAAAAUCAGAAAACACCAUCAUACAGAAAUAUAAUUCUGGGCAAGAAACAAGGGAAGAAAAUACCAGGAGUUUUUGUUCAGAUACUGAAUACAGAGAAGAGGACAAGAAAGAAGACCCACUUACAGAAGAAAUCAUUGAAGAUCUACAGCUUUUUGAAAAAAGCUCCAAUGAAACUGAUACUGUACCUAGGGAUGAAAAUCACAAGGACACCUCCCUGAGCAGAGCCCUCUGCACAGAAAAAGAAUUAAUAAGUCAAGGACAAAGCUUGGACAUUACUGGCUUGAGAAAAGCAAUUGCUAGAGAAAUAAAAGAUAAGGUGGGCUUGGGAAAAGACAAUGGAUGUACACAAUUUAAAUCACUGAAUAAUUCUUUUUUAGUGGCAGAUAUAUCAAUAAAAACAGAAAAUAUACACCUAGAAAGAACUGAAAGAUUAGAUCGUCACCAGGCAGAUGUCCAUCUGGAAGCUGGAAUUAACAGAACAUCAUUUAACAGUAUCUUCAAUGAGAUGGCUCCCCAUACAGAUCAUAAAGAAGAUGCUUCUGAAGAUGAACAAAAUGCCACAGAGAGGGACAUUACAGAUAAUGACCCAACCAAAGCAGAUCUGGAUUCAUCUCUAGAUGUAAAAAAGAAUCCUGUUCAGUGUCAGAAAUAUAGUUUAGAGGAUUCACGUAAUGUUAUGUUAGAUGAUAAACGAUGUAAAAUGAAACAAACACAACUGUUAAAUAAAACCAGUGACGGUAUAUUGCCAUUUAAACAAACUUCCAAUUGUCAGCGAGUCUAUGAUGAGACUUCAGAGAAGCCUGAACUGAUGACUCCCUGUGACACAGCUCUCCAUCGCCCUACUUCAUCAGCCACUUGCAGUGAUAAUCUGGAAGGACUUAAGAACUCAGAUAAAAAUGGUAAUGUUAUGUCUAUGUUGGUGAAACCCAACUCAAGCCCUGGGAAGGGAACUAUAUGGAAAAAUAUGAAUGAUAUGCAGAACAGUCCAUUGAAGAACCAUUUGGGAUAUUUGGAAAACAACGCGAGCACUUCCCAUCUUCAGGUUAACAAUGAAAAUACACAUGCUUCACAAGCCAAAGACAUGCAAACUGCUGUUCACACGAAAACUUCCACAGAAAUACAGUUUUCCAAGAAAGAGAGUCAGAUUGAUGACAAUCAGAUAGCUGAAGCCACAAAAAAUGACCUCUUCCUUUUUGUGACUGUUAACGAAAGACAGCAUACAUUGUUAAAUAAUACAGAGAAAAGAGAGUCAUUAAAUGACAUUGUUUCAGGAAAAAUGUACAAUGAAGGCCAGCUGCAAGAAUCAUGUUCAUUUCACAUAGAAGCAUCUGGAGAUUUAGUAAACAGACGUGGAAGGUCAGUCUUUGAUCUUUCAACUUCAGAUAAAAAACCUGAGAAAACUCCAGUAUACAUGAAUUUUUUAGACCCCAGUCCUUGGUCAAAAGUAAAUCAAAUUGCAAGUCAGACAGUGAGCACUUCAAAUUCCAGCACUCCUUUGUUGCUGAAGGAGAGACCAGCAGGCCCAUCAGAAAACAAGAUUGUUUCAAUGACACUUGACAAAAACGUUGGUGUGGAUAAUGUCAGGAGGGAUAUUGGAACAGAUACUACCAGCAUCGACAGAGCUGCUGACACUUUGAAUAACUCGAGUAUCCAUCCAGAUCCCAAGGGAGAGCCCAGUGAAGAGAGGAAUGCGACUGCAAAGACUUUUUAUGAUUCUUCUUUUCCCACAGAACGUGUAAGUCAGUUAAAAAUACUGCCGAGCAGACCUCAGUGAGCUAAUUCUGCAGAUAUGUGUAGAACUGUAUGCAUCUGGAUGCUUUAAGACCAACUGAUCUCCAAAAUAAUAUCAAGAGGGCAACAUGGCACCAUUUUUCACAAUUAAGGUUGAUGGAAAACAGCAGGAAAAAG
Messenger RNA from Diceros bicornis minor, 3149 nucleotides. RefSeq names its product coiled-coil domain containing 73 (gene CCDC73). NCBI's taxonomy places the organism in Eukaryota, Metazoa, Chordata, Mammalia, Perissodactyla, Rhinocerotidae. The record is from RefSeq and is a predicted model, not a curated record. Bases 10 to 3015 code for a protein of 1001 amino acids. The transcript is spliced from 16 exons.